GGGAGACGCCCUCCCCCCCCCCCCGAAAGUGAAACCAUUAAACCAAUCUCCGCGUCUCGCCUUCAUCCUCUCGCCUUUUCCUCACCGAAUCCACGCUAGGAGAUGACCACCAAAAAGAUGGCGAUCGCGGACUCGCUGGAAAACCUGUCCAAGGACAACUUUAAGAAGUUCUGCAUGGCUCUGGUGGACCGGCGCGGGGAGCGAAGGGUGGCUUUCUCAAAAGUGGAGGACAAGACCUACCUGGAGGUCACCAACGUGCUGGUGUCCACCUUCACCGAGGACGGCGCUCCGGCCUUGACAUCCGAACUCCUGAAGCUCAUCGGGUGCUCGGAGGAGGCGAAGCAGCUCGAUAACCGAAUUUCCCAAAAGUUCCCGGUAACAUCAUCUGGUGAAAAGGCAGCAGCACACCAAACAGGAGGUGCACAUGCCACUCCAAGUUCCACAGAGGAGCACUUCGUGGAUAAACACAGGCUGGAACUGAUCCAGCGCGUUGUCAACAUUAAUCCCAUUUUGGACGUCCUGCUGCGUGAGCAAGUCGUCCAGGACGAGGUCUACGAUGAAAUCAGCGAAACGCCGGGCAACCAGAGCAAGAUGAGGAAGCUCUACAAGCUGGCCCUCAAGUCCGGCGUCGGCGCCAAGGAUGUCUUCCUCGACAGCCUCAAGGAAUACGAGCCGUACCUCGUGGCCGACCUCCAGGACUAGGAGCGGACGUCCGACAGCGAUGUAUUUCUCUCUUUGUUUCUUAUCUACAGUAAUCUUCAGAAUGCAUUCACGUAAUCCCACCCCCUUCAUCGAGUUUCCCCGCCCACGACUCGCCAGCGAGGCCGUUCCAAGGUCCUGCUGGCUUCACGCCAUUUUGUCGUCGGACGCAUGGAGGAUUCCGAUCGUCCUCGAUUGCCUCGUGGAGGUCGUCAGUGUGGCUUGGCGACGAAGUGCUGCCACCUCGAGGGAAAAUACAAACUAGGCAUUUUUUUUAAAGUCUUAUCGUCUGACCCGCAGUAGAGGGGAAAGUGGGAGGAGCCGUUAAUUAUUUGUAUGAAAUCAGACUUCAACAUAGGAUCAUUUAUGCAAACACAAAACAAAUAAAAAAAGGAAGAAGCAUUUUCACUGGUGGAAGCAGCACUUCAUUGACCACAACAAUGAAUGCUCCGAGAAAAAUAAAUGUUUUGCCAGUGAUAAAAAAUGUGAUAUUCAAAUUUGGUGUCGGUUUGGAAUGUAUUUUAAUGUUUCGUGGGGUAAGAUAAUCUGUUUUGCAAAUUGUUCUUUAAUUUAAACUGUUGGGUGAUGUUUCAUUACUAUUGGAAUUGCAUUUUUCUUUUAUUAAACUUUUUAAAAUGUC
This is a messenger RNA of Syngnathoides biaculeatus (alligator pipefish), 1339 nucleotides long. RefSeq names its product PYD and CARD domain containing (gene pycard). Gene Ontology annotation, biological process: innate immune response; inflammatory response; regulation of apoptotic process. The transcript has 4 exons. The record is from RefSeq and is a predicted model, not a curated record. Bases 103 to 702 code for a protein of 199 amino acids. Lineage: Eukaryota; Metazoa; Chordata; Actinopteri; Syngnathiformes; Syngnathidae.